Messenger RNA from Nelumbo nucifera (sacred lotus), 2603 nucleotides. Its product is annotated as Galactose oxidase/kelch repeat superfamily protein. The record is from RefSeq and is a predicted model, not a curated record. Lineage: Eukaryota; Viridiplantae; Streptophyta; Magnoliopsida; Proteales; Nelumbonaceae. Gene Ontology annotation, molecular function: protein binding.
AAUCCCCAGUAAAAUCGGAAAAAUUACAGUCUUUUCUCUCGCUCGCUGUCUCGCUUUCUUGCUCGUUCCUCAAGCCAUGGCCGAGAGCUGCAACUCUCGUGGCUUCUCAUGGCUUGUGAAGUCCUGCUUCCCCAAUCCCCAGCACGAAACUCGACGGGGCCCGACCCUUCUUACCCGAAUAUCUGAUAAGAAUCCGCCGGAGAGUCGCCCGGAGAACCGACACCACAAGCACGAAACCACCUUCUCUUUCCUCCCCGAUGACAUCCUACUCGAAUGCCUAUCUAGGGUUUCCCCAUCUUCCCUCCCCUCUGUCUCUCUCGUCUGUAGAAAAUGGUCUCAACUUCUCGACUCCCCCGGAUUCUACGAUCUCCGCCGCAAUCUCGGCCAUCUCCGUCAGACGGUUUUCGCCGUUGCCUUCACUGAUUACGGCGUGUACGCCACAAUGCACCGUAUCGGAGACGAAACUUCAUGGAGGACCACUUCCUUUCCAGCCGUCGAGAUGGUCGCACCAGAAAUCUUCGACGGAUCGUUCUCCCACGCACGUUUGACGGCGAUAGGCCGACACAUCUACAUCAUCGGCCGAAAUGCUACGAUCCGAUACGAUACGUGGACUGGAGUAAUCACCUCGAGGGCCCCAAUGAUUUUCCCGCGAAAGAAGUUCGCCGCGGCCGUAGUUGCUGGCAAAAUCUACGUCACCGGCGGAGGCGGCGCUUCUCGCACUUCGGCAGUAGAGCAGUACGACCCGGAGACGGAUACGUGGCGUGUCGCUGCGGAAUCUCCAAGGCGACGGUAUGGCUGUAUCGGCGCGGCUGUCGACGGGGUGUUCUACUCGAUCGGAGGGCUGAAGAUAGGCGGAGUCGCGGAAGCUACACGUGGGGUUGGCUCAGAAGCCCACGUAUAUGCCAGCUCCAUGGAUUUGUACGAUGUGGAGGCGCGUGCAUGGUUGAGGAGCCGUGCAGUGCCCGGCGGGGGGUGCGUGGUGGCCGCGUGCGCCGCGGGGGGAUACAUCUAUGUACUCGCGAGCCAUGCCGUGGAGCUCUCAUUCUGGAGGUACGAUGGGCGUAGGAAGAGCGGUGGGUUCGGAGAAUGGUGCCGGAUGAAGAGCCCGCCGCUGCCGGCGCAGGUGAGACUCGACAGUACAGUUAGGUUCUGCUGCGUGGGAGUUGGUGAGAAGGUGGUUCUGGUGCAGGCGGUAGGGUGUAUUGAUGAUUUACUGAGGCGAAGUGGGAGAAGCUGUAGAGGGUUGAAGGAGGGAUUGGUCUUGGUUUUCGAUUACGCUGCGGGCGAGUGGAGUAGAGGCGCCGAUUUGCCGGCCAUUAUCCGACGCGCCGCUUGCGUUUGCGUCGAGUGCUAGUGUUUCGUGUAAUCGUGUCUCACCCUCUCGAACUCGAAGCGGCAUUGCGUUCCGUGGUCGUUCUAGCGCAAGUUAGUAUAUCCACAGCUAAUUUUACUAACCUGCGCGUAUAAUUAUAUUAUUUAACGAUAUGGAAAUGGGGUGAACCUUGAACGGCGAAGUGAAGCUAUGGAGAGCGGAGACCGGAAAGGCAGCAGAUACGAGAGUCGAGAGACCGGUUUGUCACGUUGUGUUCACUUCACUCAAGCAAGGUGUAGGUUAGAAAAUCUUGGGGGAGUAUGCUAACUUGUUCGAUGGUGUUUAUCGCUAAAUGCAUGUUUUCUGCUAAGAUGUACUUCUGCGUGGUGUACUUUGGGUAUGGCGCAUGUUAGAAAAGGGGAUCCGAGAAAUGCGAUCCAGAGUCAGCUUGACAGAUGGAGUGAAUUAGAAGAAAAUAAUGCAGGAUUCGAGUCAAACUUCCGCGAUGUAAUGUAAUUGAGAUUAUUAUUUAUUAAUCAUAUUUAUAAAUAAUCUAAUGUAUAUACGUGAGUUGCGGCGCAUUUUUAAAAUGGUGAUUUAGUAGCUUCUAUGUUGCGCGAGGAGGAAACAGGGGAGCUUCGUCGCUUUUUAUGAAACGGUUGCCACGUGGACAAAGCGUAAUGUGUACGGACGGUGGCGACGGGCGGGGAUGCCUAACGGCUAGGUAGCUCGAAAAUCGGAACGUGUGAUACGAGGAGUCAGGAGGCCUACAAAUUUUUGUAAUAUCGGAGAGGUAUGGUACCGAAAAACUUGAACCAAUCUGAAAGUGGAGACUGGCGAGUGGAGACCAAUUGGGUGAUACAUGUUGAUUGCUUAUCAAUAUAUUCGGUACCGUAAAUCCGUAAUCAAGACCUUUUGUCUAGAAGACUCGAACCAAUCCAAUGGAAACAAUGCCUGACUGCAUGCAUAAUGUUCAUAUGUUCACGGUGGGGCCCACCGGAUCCAAAAGGUGGGACCCACAUGUGGACAUGAAACCACGGGGUAGGGGGCCAAAUGUGGGACCAACAGCACAUGUGGAACAAAAAGUAGGGCCCAUAUAUGGUUUGGAGCCCACACGGACCGAUUAUAUUUCCAAUUGCAUUUCCCUAAUGUGGAACAAUUAGUACGGCCCACAUGUAAAAAAAUGGAUGAGAACUGACUGAAUCAGAAGGGAUAAAUUAGACUUUACGUCAAAACAAAACAAAAGAAGCUUUAGAAAAAUUAUAUAAAAGAAAGCAUUAGGGAGUGUUUA